Molecule: messenger RNA, 165 nt
Organism: Cryphonectria parasitica EP155
Lineage: Eukaryota; Fungi; Ascomycota; Sordariomycetes; Diaporthales; Cryphonectriaceae
Exons: 1
Source: RefSeq, a predicted model, not a curated record
CCCAAGAAUAUUAGGAAUAUUAAGUCUUUUCUUAGAUAUAUUAACUUCUAUAAGCAGUUCAUCAAAAACUAUAGCUGGAUUGCAUAUUCUCUUACAAAUCUUACUAAAAAGAAUGUUAUGACUCAUCCUACAUGCAGGUCACGAAAACAGAUCACAGGCAAAUAA